This is a messenger RNA of Puntigrus tetrazona (Sumatra barb), 3783 nucleotides long. It is a transcript of the gene tspan5b, whose product is annotated as tetraspanin 5b. Bases 268 to 1083 code for a protein of 271 amino acids. The transcript has 9 exons. Lineage: Eukaryota; Metazoa; Chordata; Actinopteri; Cypriniformes; Cyprinidae. Gene Ontology annotation, cellular component: membrane. The record is from RefSeq and is a predicted model, not a curated record. Gene Ontology annotation, biological process: regulation of vascular endothelial growth factor signaling pathway; protein localization to plasma membrane; protein maturation.
GUGACUCUCAAGCUUUAUUUGCAGUGGAGCGCUCGUCCCGUUAUUCUCUGUAAUUAUUUUUAUGAACAUUUUGGGGGUUUUUCUAAUAGACGCAUCACUGAUUUAAGCGAAAUAGGCAAAGCCCACCGUGGCAUUGCCUGCCAAUCUGUAGAAAUGUCAUAAAUAUGGUGUAAAAGGAAGAAGCGAGUUUUCCAGUCGGUGGGCGAUUUUUUUUCUCCAUCAUUAAUAAUCACCGGGAGGAAUUUCUCCGUUUUAACAAACGCAAGUAUGUCAGGAAAACAUUUCAACGUGCACGAAGUGGGCUGUUGCAUCAAAUACUUCAUAUUUGGAUUUAAUAUUAUAUUUUGGCUGCUGGGGGUGGCGUUCCUGUCCGUGGCUCUGUGGGCCUGGAGUGAGAAGGGGGUUCUGUCCAACAUAUCCUCCAUCACAGACCUGGGUGGGUUUGACCCAGUGUGGCUGUUUCUCGUGGUUGGUGGAGUGAUGUUCGUGCUUGGCUUCGCGGGAUGCAUCGGCGCUCUGAGGGAAAAUUCCUUUCUGCUUAAGUUUUUUUCCGUUUUUCUGGGAAUCAUAUUUUUCCUGGAGUUGACCGCGGGAGUCUUGGCGUUUGUCUUUAAGGACUGGAUUAAAGACCAGCUCAAGUUCUUCAUCAACAACAAUAUUAGAGCAUACAGAGAUGACAUUGACCUACAGAAUCUCAUCGACUUCACACAAGAUUAUUGGGAGUGUUGUGGAGCUUUUGGGCCUGAAGACUGGAAUCUGAAUAUUUACUUUAAUUGUACUGACACUAAUCUGAGCAGAGAGAAAUGUGGCGUUCCCUUUUCCUGCUGCACCAAGGACCCUGCUGAGGAUGUGAUAAACACACAAUGCGGAUAUGACAUUAGAGCGAAAGACGACAACGAACAGAAGAUGUUUAUACACACAAAAGGAUGUGUACCACAGUUUGAGAAAUGGUUACAGGAGAAUUUAACCGUAGUUGCCGGAAUCUUCAUAGGAAUUGCACUUCUGCAGAUAUUUGGGAUCUGCUUGGCACAGAAUCUUCUGAGCGACAUCGAGGCGGUCAGAGAGAGCUGUUUGUUCACCUGAAGCUCUCGAGCCUUUCUGCAGCAAGAUCCUCCAUUUCUCUGUCAGUCAGCAACAGGGUUGGCACAUUGUCAUCGCAGUAUCCUAGCAACCAGUGAGGGAUUCCAUUCACAUAACUCCUUUAUAUUUCAACGUACAGCAAGAUCUUCAUGUUUUGCUUCGAUCAACUCAUUUAAGUGCGGAAUUCAACAGCAUUAACAUGGCUCAGUUGUCGACCUUAAGAAACCCAUAAAGAAAUAGUUUACCAAUAACUGAAAAUUACUUAUCGUCAGGCUAUCCGAGAUAUGGAUGAGUUUGUUACUUCAUCAGAAUAGAUUUGAAUGAAAUGUAGCAUCACAUCACUUGCUCACCAAUGGAUCAUCCGCAGUGAAUGGGUGCCGUCAGAAUGAGAGCCGAAAAAACGCCUUAAAAAACAUCACGAUAAUCCACAAGUAAUCCACAUAACUCCACUCUAUCAAUCAACAUCUUGUGGAGUAAAACGUUGCGUGUUUUAACCGUUGCUUCUGGACAAAUUGCCAUCGUUCGUGAUAACACUUCACAAGACAUUAAUUUGAUGAGUCAAAGCAGUUUGAGCUCUCAAUCUGACGGCACCCGUUCACUACCCAUUUCAGCAAAUAAACAUUUUUGGGUGAACUAUUCCUUUAAGGCCAUUUGCAUUCUGUCUGUAACAUUUUGCGUACAGUAUAUAUCCUUCAGAUGAGCGUAUUUGACACAAUAAGCAUUGCAUUUUGAGAGUUAAGAUUAAUGCGACUAAAAACCUAUUGGCUAGAAGAUGCAAUGUUUCAGUUAAUGAGUUGUUUAGGCAAAUGCAAGCAAGCUCAGUGUUUAUUAGUUCCGAAUGAGUCUGUGCACUUUUUUGCAUUUUCUGCAUUGUUUGUAGGGAAAAAAAAUCUGCGUAAUUCUGCAGAACGGAUAUCGAAAUGAUAAAAACGUCUUUGUUAAUGCUAAGAAUACUAUAGUUCUAUUGGUAGUUAAUUACUUGAGCAAAUUAGGCUAAGUAUUUAUUACUUGAGAGAGAUGUGUAGAAUUCUGUGGAAAUCGGACCCAGUUUUAGUGACACGGUAGUAUCCUGGAGAGUGUGUUAAACGAAGUGUUACUGUCUACUUCACACUACACGAGUGUUUGACUCACAUUACGACUUUCAAAUGUACAUAAACCAUCGAGAUGUUUUUGUUUAUUUUGCCCACAUUGUCAGAUUGUGUGUAUAUUACCUGUUUAAUGGAUUUUAUAAAACACUUGCUUUUGAAACUAAGGGAAAAUGCACUGCAUGCUUAUUGGAAUAACACUACAUUUUCCCAAGGCGUUCAGCUAUAUGAAGAUAUUUUUGUGAAUCGCUAUGUUUAUCUGUACUGGAUUUUCAAAUUAUAGCCACUGUGUAAGUAAUGGUGUCACUAGAAUGUGUUUUUUUUUUUUUUUUUUUAAACAUUAGCACUGAGAUUUUGCCAGAUUGAUUCAGAUUGUGGUGUAAUGGGUAUGUGGGUGAGUUUCAUGUCCAAAAAAAAUAAAUAGAAAGAAAAAUAAGCUUAUUUUUCUUAACAUUUAAGCACGUCUUUCCCUUUUAAUUCUCAGUGCUAUAAUAUCAUACACAUCUGUAUCUAUUUAAUUUCAUAAACUUUAUAUGAGAGUAUAAGUCAUAUUCUGUCAUUUCUGAGAAAAAAAAAUUCAGACAGUAUAAUUUUCAGUAGAGUGAGAUGUGAAUUGCAAAUAACUUGGCAAUGCUACUCAAAAAAUAUUAAUGGUUCAAAAAAAGCUUAAUGUAAUUAUGAUUCAAAUGAAAAAAAAUUGUGGUAUUUAAUGAUUUAAUGCAUCUGCCAAAAGCAUGAACUUAAAAGGGAUGGACUAUAAUUGGAACAUAUUAUGAGAUUCACCCAUAUACAUAUAUAUGGUAUUAAAUCAUCAAAUAUUUCUGAAAUCAUGGUGUCUUUACCAGAAAGAUGACAAGAAUGUUUUGCUUUGAUUGUGAAAUGAAUCUGCAGCCUGUUAUAGUGGUUUUGUGACUUUUGUAAAACUGGGAUUGUGAGAUUAUUUGAAACACAAGCUGAUUUAAUGAAUCCCUAUGGUCGUGAUAAUGCCUUUUCACUUUCCUGAUGUGAGUAACCCUUCAUAUGUCAUAAUUUUAAUUUUUUUUUUUUAAGUUUUGGACAGUCUUGGUGAAAGGUAAAAACACUAACUGGUUUUGCAGUAUGUGCACAGUAAAACUGGAGAACAGGGACGUUUUGGUAUUAAAAAUAUGCAGGUCUAAACGUAUCCCUUUUUUUCUUUGUCUAGCACUUAUCUAGCCUGAGUUUUAGCUUAUGCAGUGUCCAGCUUGAACUUUUCGUACCUUGUUGACUGGAAAUCCCAUAAAAAUAUGAUUAAAUAUUGGCAUAUUUUUCAAAAAACUAAUCAUAUUGUAUAAUCAUGUUGUUAUCAGAAAAUUGUGUUUUUCUGAGUAAGAAUUAUAAAACUUUAGCAGUAUAGUUAUUGUCUUAGCUGUAAACGGGCUACAAAUAUUGCCACAAUACUUAAGAAAAAAAAAGGAGGUGGGUCUGCAUUGGCCAGAAAUGUAUUUUGUUUUUAUUCUUAUUUUCCCUGUUUCUGUGUCAUUUCUUAAUAUUAAUUUUACAUGACCUUAUUUAACAAAUGUAAUAAACAAUUUAGAUUGUUUCCCAAGAUGGUGGUAUUGGAAACAAUAAAUUUUAUAUGUUUUUGUAUGCGUGGUAA